Orcinus orca (killer whale) is the source of this 4327-nucleotide messenger RNA. RefSeq names its product thrombospondin 3 (gene THBS3). Gene Ontology annotation, cellular component: extracellular region. The transcript has 23 exons. Bases 1322 to 4078 code for a protein of 918 amino acids. NCBI's taxonomy places the organism in Eukaryota, Metazoa, Chordata, Mammalia, Artiodactyla, Delphinidae. Gene Ontology annotation, biological process: cell adhesion. Gene Ontology annotation, molecular function: calcium ion binding; heparin binding. The record is from RefSeq and is a predicted model, not a curated record.
CAGCGCGUUAUGUUUGGAACCGGCCCCGCGCCUCCUGUUGCCAUGGAAACAAAACAGGGGCGGUGGCGGCGGCCGGAGCGAGGCCGGGCUGGGCCUGAGUGGGGGAAGGGGAGGUGGGGCUCGCGGGCUGUUGCCUUGGUAACGGGAACAGAGGCGCCCCUCUGCUUCAUCCGGGUCACGGCCUGUCCGCCGGUACCCCCAGUGUUCCCAGUCUGGCCCCCGGCCCCUGGCCUGUCCUUUGGUCUACUCCUGUCCUUGGUGUCCCUUUCCUCUUUCCUGAUUUCUUCAACCUCACUGACCACUGUUUUAGACUCUCCCUCCAGUUCCCAGCGGACGCUUCCAGACUCGGAAGUUUUCCUAGGAAUGAGGGAAAAACGGAGGCGCAAGCACAAGUCAUGCCCCCCCUCCCCCAAUAAAGAGCACUUGCUCUAUCCGAGCAGCAAACUUCAUGCCAUGCGGCCAUCCCCUGGGCACUACAGCGAGCUAGUUUCGGCCACUCCCUUGGAAUUCUCUCAUGCCAGCUGUGGAAUAAUGCCCACUGUCUGGCACUGCCCCGCCAAGGGUUCCUGCCUUCCCCAACUGUGGCUUCCAGAAAACAGUAGCAUUCGGUAGCAGCCCCCAACAGCGAGAUGCCGGGAGAGAGGGAGGCACCUGGGGGAGAGCACCAUUAGGAAAAGGCAGGAGGCAAGGAGGCCUCCAGGACUCUUCCCCAGUGCCCCUGGUUCCCGGAGCUGGGUAUGCCUCCAGGGUGAUUGGCAGCUCUUUGUUUCAGCCCCCCCCCCUCACCGCCUGCCGGCCCCCCCUUCAACUCCCCCUUCCAGUCCCUCCGCCCCCCCGCUCCUGCUCUCCGCCUAGCCUUUUCCCCUCCCAGCCGCCUGCCUGCCAGGGGUAGUGAGCCGGCUGAGCGGCAUGGAGACGCAGGAACUUCGGGGGGCCCUGGCUCUUCUCCUCCUUUGCACUUUCACAUCUGCCAGUCAGGACCUGCAGGGUGCUACUCCUGCCUGGGAUCAGCACAGUGACUCCUUUGCGCCACCUGGUGGGAGCAUCUCAAGUUUGCGGGGUGCUGUUUCUGUAUUUCCAAGUGAGCCUCAGGCCUGCUGGUUCCCAGAGUGGCAGUAAGGAAGGCACAAUGCCUUGUCCUCUGAUGGCGACAAGGGCUGAAUUUCCAGGAGGUGACUAACACUGUCGGGUGGUGAUGAAGGAUGCCCCACCCCCGAAGGCUCAGAGGAGAGAGCAGGCCUUAGCAUUUGACAGGGGUCUGACCUUGAUCAUCCCUGCGUGACCAGUGAUUGACCUGCUGACUGUGGGCGAGUCCCGGCAGAUGGUAGCUGUGGUGGAGAAGAUACGGACAGCCCUGCUCACUGCUGGGGACAUCUAUCUCUUGUCCACCUUCCGCCUGCCCCCCAAGCAGGGUGGUGUCCUCUUCGGCCUCUACUCUCGCCAAGACAACACACGAUGGCUGGAGGCCUCUGUUGUGGGCAAGAUCAACAAAGUGCUGGUGCGGUACCAGCGGGAAGAUGGCAAAGUCCAUGCAGUGAACCUACAGCAAGCAGGCCUGGCUGACGGGCGCACACACACGGCUCUCCUGCGACUCCGAGGUCCGUCCAGACCCAGCCCUGCCCUGCAUCUCUAUGUGGACUGCAAACUGGGUGACCAGCAUGCUGGCCUUCCGGCCCUGGCCCCCAUUCCUCCAGCGGAAGUCAGUGGGCUGGAGAUUAGGACGGGACAGAAGGCUUAUUUGAGGAUGCAGGGCUUCGUGGAAUCUAUGAAAAUGAUUCUGGGCGGGUCCAUGGCCCGGGUCGGAGCCCUGAGUGAGUGUCCGUUCCAGGGGGAUGAGUCUAUCCACAGUGCAGUGGCCAACGCACUGCACUCCAUCCUAGGGGAGCAGACCAAGGCGCUGGUCACCCAACUCACCCUCUUCAACCAGAUCCUGGUAGAGCUGCGGGAUGACAUCCGAGACCAGGUGAAAGAAAUGUCCCUGAUCCGAAACACCAUCAUGGAGUGUCAGGUGUGCGGCUUCCAUGAACAGCGUUCCCACUGCAGCCCCAACCCCUGCUUCCGAGGCGUGGACUGCAUGGAAGUGUAUGAGUACCCCGGCUACCGCUGUGGGCCCUGCCCCCCUGGCCUACAGGGCAACGGCACCCACUGCACAGACAUCAAUGAGUGUGCUCACGCGGACCCUUGUUUCCCGGGCUCCAGCUGCGUCAACACCAUGCCUGGCUUCCACUGUGAAGCCUGUCCCCGAGGCUACAAAGGCACACGGGUGUCUGGUGUGGGCAUCGACUACGCCCGGGCUAGCAAACAGGUCUGCAACGAUAUUGAUGAAUGCAAUGAUGGUAACAAUGGUGGCUGCGACCCAAACUCCAUCUGCACCAAUACUGUGGGUUCUUUCAAGUGUGGUCCCUGUCGCUUGGGCUUCUUGGGCAACCAGAGCCAGGGCUGCUUCCCAGCCCGGACCUGCCACAGCCCGACCCACAGCCCCUGCCAUGUCCACGCGCACUGUCUCUUUGAACGCAAUGGUGCAGUGUCCUGCUCGUGUAACGUGGGCUGGGCUGGGAACGGGAAUGUGUGUGGACCCGACACAGACAUUGAUGGCUACCCGGACCAGGCGCUGCCCUGCAUGGACAACAACAAACACUGCAAGCAGGACAACUGCCUUCUGACACCCAACUCUGGGCAGGAGGAUGCUGAUAACGACGGUGUGGGGGACCAGUGUGAUGAUGAUGCUGACGGGGACGGGAUCAAGAAUGUUGAGGACAACUGCCGGCUGUUUCCCAACAAGGACCAGCAAAACUCAGAUACAGAUUCAUUUGGUGAUGCCUGUGACAACUGCCCCAACGUUCCCAACAAUGACCAGAAAGACACAGAUGGCAAUGGGGAAGGGGAUGCCUGUGACAACGACGUGGAUGGGGAUGGCAUCCCCAAUGGAUUGGACAAUUGCCCUAAAGUCCCCAACCCCCUACAGACAGACAGGGAUGAGGACGGGGUGGGAGAUGCUUGCGACAGCUGCCCUGAAAUGAGCAAUCCCACCCAGACAGAUGCAGACAGCGACCUGGUGGGGGAUGUCUGUGACACCAAUGAAGACAGUGAUGGCGAUGGACAUCAGGACACUAAGGACAAUUGCCCACAGCUGCCCAACAGCUCCCAGCUGGACUCAGACAAUGAUGGACUUGGAGAUGAGUGUGAUGGGGACGAUGACAAUGAUGGUGUCCCAGAUUACAUGCCUCCUGGUCCUGAUAACUGUCGCCUGGUACCUAAUCCCAAUCAGAAGGACUCAGAUGGCAAUGGCGUUGGUGAUGUGUGUGAGGAUGAUUUUGACAAUGAUGCAGUGGUUGACCCCCUGGACGUGUGCCCUGAAAGUGCAGAGGUAACCCUCACGGAUUUUCGGGCCUAUCAGACCGUCGUCCUGGAUCCUGAGGGUGAUGCUCAGAUUGACCCAAACUGGGUCGUGCUCAACCAGGGCAUGGAAAUCGUUCAGACCAUGAACAGUGACCCCGGCCUGGCAGUUGGAUAUACAGCUUUCAAUGGUGUGGACUUUGAAGGCACCUUCCAUGUGAACACAGUGACUGAUGAUGACUACGCAGGCUUUCUCUUCAGCUAUCAGGACAGCGGCCGCUUCUACGUGGUCAUGUGGAAGCAAACGGAGCAGACCUACUGGCAGGCCACACCUUUCCGGGCUGUUGCCCAGCCCGGGCUACAGCUCAAGGCAGUGACAUCAGUGUCUGGCCCAGGCGAGCACCUCAGGAAUGCCCUGUGGCAUACAGGUCACACCCCUGAUCAGGUACGGCUGCUGUGGACUGACCCACGAAAUGUAGGCUGGCGUGACAAGACUUCCUACCGCUGGCAGCUGCUGCACCGGCCUCAAGUUGGCUACAUUCGGGUGAAGCUUUAUGAGGGUUCCCAGCUAGUGGCCGAUUCUGGGGUGAUCAUUGACACAUCCAUGCGAGGGGGGCGUCUUGGUGUAUUCUGCUUCUCCCAAGAAAACAUCAUUUGGUCCAAUCUCCAGUAUCGAUGCAAUGACACAGUGCCCGAGGACUUUGAGCCAUUCCGGAGGCAGCUGCUCCAGGAAAGAGUGUGAAGAGGUGGCCACCGGCUUCAGAAUCCUGAUUUUAGACCCUCAGGCCUUGGGGUCCAUCCUGGAGACCCUGGGGUCUAAUUUACAGCCCCUCAGCCAAACACAGAACCUCCUCUGGCACCCAUCAGUUCAGCCCCAGAGGUGUGGUGACCCCACUGUUCAGGACAUGAGAAGUUUUUGAGGGGUAUUUCUCAGGCAUUAACGCCAGGAAAGACAACAGCACGUUGCCAUAAAGUUCUAAUUGUUUUCUAA